Messenger RNA from Vidua chalybeata, 2143 nucleotides. It is a transcript of the gene PHOSPHO1, whose product is annotated as phosphoethanolamine/phosphocholine phosphatase 1. The transcript is spliced from 3 exons. NCBI's taxonomy places the organism in Eukaryota, Metazoa, Chordata, Aves, Passeriformes, Viduidae. The record is from RefSeq and is a predicted model, not a curated record. Bases 143 to 940 code for a protein of 265 amino acids. Gene Ontology annotation, biological process: bone mineralization involved in bone maturation. Gene Ontology annotation, molecular function: phosphatase activity.
GCCCCGCAGCGGCCCCGGAGCGGCCCCGGAGCGGCCCCGAGCCCGGGCUGCCCCCGCGCCGCCCCCGCGCACUCCGGCACCGGGGCGGACCGGGCGCUCCCGGCAGGUUCCGACCCGCCCUCGGCCCGGGGAUGGUGCCAGCAUGAGGAGGUGCUGCCAGGCCGUGGGGCUGCCAUGCCUGUUUAAGGGCGUGGGCAUGGCCGGCGCGCGGCCGCCCCGGUUCCUGCUGGUGUUCGACUUCGACGAGACCAUCGUGGACGAGAACAGCGACGAGUCGGUGGUGCGGGGCCGGGCGCUGCCCGAGGCGCUGCGGCAGAGCCCGCGCGGCGGCUCCUACAACGAGCACAUGCAGCGCGUGCUGGCCUUCCUGGGCGAGCAGGGCGUGCGCCCCGCCGACCUCAGGGCCGCCUACGAGAACAUCCCGCUCUCGCCCGGCAUGGCCGAGCUCUUCCAGUUCCUCUCCAAGCACCAGGAGCUCUUCGAGCUGGUGCUCAUCUCCGACGCCAACACCUUCGGCAUCGAGGCCAAGCUGCGGGCGGCCGGCGUGCGCUCGCUCUUCCGCAAGAUCUUCAGCAACCCGGCCAGCUUCGACCGCCGCGGCGUCCUCACGCUGGGGCCCUACCACAGCCACAAGUGCCUCGAGUGCCCGGCCAACAUGUGCAAGAGGAAGAUUCUGGGCGAGUACCUGGCGGAGCGGGCGCGCGAGGACGUGGAGUUCCAGCGCGUCCUCUACGUGGGGGACGGCGCCAACGACUUCUGCCCCGCCGGGACUCUGACGGCGGCGGACGUGGCUUUCCCCAGGAAGGGCUACCCCAUGCACAGGCUGAUCCAGGAGAGCCAGGAGAAGCAGCCCGGGGCUUUCCAGGCCGCCGUGGUGCCGUGGGAGUCGGCGGCGGAGGUGGCGCGGUACCUGCAGGAGCUGCUCCGCAGGAAAUGCUGAGGGACGCGGCGCCGGGCUGGCGGCCCCGGCUGGGCUCCGCUGGCUCGGCCCCGCUCCCGGCGUGUUCUCCUGCCUUGCCCAGAUCCGUUCCUGGCCAGUGAAGCACUUUCUGCGGGCCUCUGGCCCUGCCCGGCCCCGGAGCCACGGCCGGCCCCUGCGCCCUGACGGGGAUUUUUGGUGCAGUUGUUGCUUCCUUUCCCUUUCGAGCUCGAAAAGAGAAUUCCUAAAAAUCCAGCAGCCGGCUCCCCGUGGGCUGGGCACGUCCCUGCUCCUGCCGUCCUCCCCCUGGCCUGCCUGGCCCCGGGCUCCCGGUCCCACCGGGAAUUCCAGCUGGGAAAUCCCUGCUCCCUGGGCUCCCGGUCCCACCGGGAAUUCCAGCUGGGAAAUCCCUGCUCCCUGGGCUCCCGAUCCCACCGGGAAUUCCAGCUGGGAAAUCCCUGCUCCCUGGGCUCCCGAUCCCACCGGGAAUUCCGGCUGGGAAAUCCCUGCUCCCUGGCCCCCCCUCACCCCACCCCAAGCCUUGCUCUGGGGUUCGCUGUCCCUGGGGGUUCAUUCUCGGGAUAAACCGUGCCGGGAGCACCAGGAGAGCUUUGGGAAGGGGGCAGAGCCUCUCCGGCCCCGUCCCGCCGGGCACAGGAGCCGCAUCCCCCGUGGGAGCAGGGCCCGGCCUCGCCCCUCCCAGCCCCGCUCCUCUCCCGCGGUGUCCCCGCGGUGUCCCCGCGGUGUCCCCGCGUCCCCUCCCUGCCCGAGCCGUUUCCUGGAUCGUGCGGGGCCCCUGUUUCCCCAGGGAAGGUCAAUUCCCCCUGACCUGGGCACCCGCGAGGUGCCACAAUCCCCCCCCCGGGGGACAUUUCUGGCACCGGGUCCCCAGAGGCCAAACCCCCCCCCCCGGCCGUGUCCCCCUCCCCGCCGCAGUAUUAAUUACCCCUUCUAAUUGCACUCUGCAGGGGCCACCCCCAGGACCCGCUGCUCUCUGGGGUUGGCUCCUCCUGGAUUUAUCCUGGGUUUCUCCUGGGUUUAUCCACAGCCUUAAGGGCGGCCCUGACCCCCCCAAAGCCCCGGAACCCCGAACCCCGGCAGGAAAUAACCAAAGCAGCCCUGAGUUGUUCCUCCUCUGUCGCACCCCCUCGCCCUCGUCCCUCCUCCUCCUGUUCGACUGUGUGGAACUCAAAGCCAUGGAAUUAAAGAUACAAAAUCUGUCAA